Molecule: messenger RNA, 3854 nt
Organism: Acanthoscelides obtectus
Lineage: Eukaryota; Metazoa; Arthropoda; Insecta; Coleoptera; Chrysomelidae
Source: the annotation of a GenBank genome assembly
AUGUCUUUUUUUAAGAAAUCGAUACCCGAUGACGAUCACAUUCAAAAGGAAGAAAACGUUUCGCCUGCCGGCGAAACCAGUAAACCUCAAAUUGGACAGGACUUGCAGACUAAGCAAACUAAGAAAGUAAAUAUACCUACGCCUGGUGUGAAAAAACCUAUACCUAUACGAAAAGAAGAAAAAAAGGUUUCGCUCGAUGAUGGAGUCGAUAAGACUAAGUCCGGACAUGUUUUGACUGAACUAGCGGAAUCUAAGAAAGCUCAUAUACCGUCGCCUGAUACGAAAGAACCAAUCAAAGAGGAAAGAAAAGCUUCACCCAAAGAUGGAAUUGACAAGGUUAAGUCUGGAAAGGUUUCAGCUGAGCUAUUGGAGACUAAAAAAACUCAUAUAUCAUCGCCGGAUGAGGAAGAACCAAUAAAAAAAGAAAAUAUUUCGCCCGAAAAGGAAAUCAAUAAAAUAAAAAUCGGGCAUAUAUUGACUGAAUUAUUGGAGACUGAAAAAGUUUAUGUUAGUGAAUUAUUGUCUAUUAUUAAUGGAUAUAAAGUAGAAGCUCAUCAUGCCUCUACGCAACACAUUUUACCUUAUGACUUGGACCAUAAAUUGAAUGUGAUUUUUGGAAAUCUCGAAGAAAUUUACACCUUCCAUUCCGAAGUUUUCCUGAGAGAUUUGGAAAACUGUAUUACUUCUUUGGAAUUGGUGGCAUUAUGCUUUCUACAGAAGAGGGACUCCUUUUUCAAAUUAUACAGCUUCUAUUGCCAAAAUAUAUCAAAGUCGGAAGAAAUGCGCGAGAGCGCCGUAGAGCUACAUAGCUUUUUCCAAAGCUGUCAACAAAAGCUUGGCCAUAAACUUCCUUUGGCCGCAUAUCUCUUGAAGCCAGUUCAACGCAUCACCAAAUAUCAACUACUCCUGAAAGACUUGCCCCGUUACUCUGGAGACGGCAAAUCUUACAAAGAAUCACAGCAAGCUCUAGACUGCAUGUUGGUAGUUCUUAAAUGUGUCAACGAUAGUAUGCAUCAGAUAGAUAUCACGGGCUUCCCAGGACCUUUGGAUCAACAAGGAGAAUUGCUUCUGCAAGGAUCGCUUUCGGUCUGGAUGGAAAGCAAGAGAGAUUUGAGGUUGAGGCUGAAACCAAUGCAGCGACACCUAUUUCUCUACAAAAAAACUUUGUUAUUCUGUAAACCCAACGCGAAGGCCACUCACAAUAAAGCUACGUAUCAGUAUAAGCACCAUUUGAAAAUGUCUCAGAUUGGGCUGACUGAAUCUGUCAAAGGAGACCCAAGGAAGUUCGAAGUGUGGUUGCAAGGAAGACAAGAGGUACAUACUAUCCAAGCUGCAAACGUCGACCAAAAAAAUACUUGGGUGAACGAGAUCAAAAAAGUUUUGUUUAAUCAACUUGAAGAAAUUAGAGGAGAGAAGAUUAAACAGUACGCUUUGACCCAUAACAACCACAGUUCUAGGCCAUUGCGGCAAACAACAUCAUGGGAAAAGCAGAAGCAACAGGUACCAGCGGCUCCAAUCAUAGACCGUCACAGAGCUCUGAGUUGUGAUACUCAGCAUACACAUUCAGCAGAGGCUGAGACCCCGGAUUACCAAGGAACCCAAAAUUGGUCCUCAGAUGAUGAUGAUGACGAAGAUCACCAUGGAUCUAUGCCGAGUGGACACUAUGUAGCGUUAGCGGACUAUUGUGCAGUUGGCAACAGUGAAGUGAAUAUGAAGGAAGGUGACAUUGUUGAGUUGCUUAAAGUAGGCUGUGCUGGUUGGUGGUUUGUAAAGAUGAUAGGAACUUCUGUGGAAGGCUGGGCUCCAGCUUCUUAUUUGGAAAAUUUUCAGUAUAAAACAUCCCGUAGUAAUAGCAGUAGGAGUCAAGAUAGAUUUAACGAAUAGUGCUCAACAGUAGUAGUUUUUUACAGAAACAAGGCAGGAGUUUUUUCAACGGAAACAUUGUCUCAAUAUACAUAAAUAUGUGAUAAAUCGAUGAAAUAAUUAGAUCGAUAAAAAUAUCCAUCUGCGCUGCGUUAUAAUGAAAACUAAGACUUAAUUUUCACAUUAAUAUUGAGACAAUAUAUCAAGAUGUAUUGAAAUCGGCAUACGUAUUAGUAAUUUAACAAAAAAAUGAGGGACUGAUCCAUAAACACGAUUAAACUGUAUUCAAGAAUAGAAUGAAAAUUACAUGCAACACAUUCUUGAAAUGAGGGCGAUACCUGGCAAAAUAAUAUAGUGUUAUCUGUAACUGCAAAAGUGGAUCGAUUGAGAUAACAGAUGGCGCUUGUGCGGUCAUAAACAUCUGAUAGAGGAUACCUUUACUCUACUUCCAUUCUUUGUCCGGUGCGGAGACCUAGAUCGUUCUGAUGAUUGUCAAUAAGCAUGAGACAGUGCAGUAAGCAGUUGGCUUGUUAGACCAAAUGAAGAAAUCAGUAUUAUUGAUAUAGUGAACAUAGUGACGUCAUAAUGUUGACGCUUUUAGAGCAGUACUGACGUACGCCGACCAACAAAAACGACACAGAAAUGACGUUCGAUAUGACGGUCUAAUGUUACACCCAAUUGAUGUCAUAGCAUGUCGUAUAAAAGACCAAAUACAAAGUCGCUAUGACGUACAGACGCUCGCAAAAAUAAUCGCGCGGUGUAUCCAAAUGCUCCUGAAAAAUUGAGGAUGUGACAACGACGCCUCCCCCCCACAAGCAGUGAGUUCAAGAGUGCCAGAAAGGCGCCGAAACUCAUAUUCAACUUACCUACCACUCUUGAACCGUUUCGUUCCGAGACGUCGUUAUCACCCCCGCAAUUUUUCAGGAGCAUUUUUACAAAGUGUAUCGACCUGGUUGAUAAAGAUCUCAAAAACACCGUUUCAUCUCAACACGUUCCAGUCUUCCGAUGUUCCAGAAUUUGUUUGUAGAAAUUUAACAAAAUCGCUUUGCUUUUUCACAGUAGGCCAAAACACUUCUUGUCACCUGGAGUUCACCCAAGCCUUAUUUACUAUGUGGCAAUGAAAAUAAUAUUCCAAACUUAUUUCAGCUUCGGAAACAGGUAAUAAUCAGAACGUGCCAACUCAGGCGAAUAAUGAGGGUGUUUCAUCAGUUCGAAAUCCAAAUCGCGAAGCUUUGUCAUCGAAACGUGUGAUUUGUGUGCUAGAGCCAUACCUUACACAACUCUUUUGGAAAUCUUUUCGCGUCGUUUGUGCACAAUUUUGACAAUAAUGCUACAUAAUAUUCUUCUGUUACGGUUUUGCCCUUGUCAAGGCAAUCAGUGAAAAUGAGACCACUACGGCUCCAAAACACUGAAGCAAGCCCUUUUCCAGAAGACUUUAGCACACGAAAAUUCUCGGUCCUGGCGACCCAAGAUUUUCACAGUUGAUGUAAUAAGAACAUUUUAUAUAAAUCAGCUCCGUAAAACAUUUUAGUUUUUUUUCGAAAACUACGCUAGAUUGCCUGUUUUUAUAACAGAAAAAAUGAGGAUCUUGGGAGAGUUGCGAAAAAAUUUAUUUAUGGGGGCCCUAUCGGUUUUAUUGUAAAAAUCAAAUAUUGUGUUUUAAAAAUAAAACGCGCCAUCUAACGGGCAAACGAAGCACUUUUGCAUAGAGGUGCCCAAUAGUCCAAUCGACUUACUUUGAGUCUAAAGUAAGAAGUGUCGAAUUUAUUUUACAGUCUCUCCUUGAAUGCAAUAUAUUGUUUAUAUUAUUUUGCUGGAAACAUGUCUUAACCAAAGUAUUAAUCGCAUUGCUGCUACCAAGUAUUGUAUUGAGAUGCGUGAAUAAAUUUCAUAUUUAUCAUCUCGGACUAAGAGUUUCUGAACUCUAUUUAAUUAAUGUAUUAUAAGUACAAAUUUUCUACCGCUCUGUGUUAUGUAUAUUAUUUUGAAAC